AUGGCAGUGACCGGCGCCGGCGGGAGAAAGCAGAUUAAAAAUGCGGUGGUGCCGGAGUCAGAUUCCGAGCUGGAAAAAAGAAACCAAGGGCUUGAGAAGGAGUUAAAGGAAAGCAAGGAGAGAGAAGAGGAAAUGAGACGGCAGUUACAUAGCACAUGGGAGAGGCUGCGCGUGGCGGAGGAAGCCGAGGAGCGACUCUGCUCGCAGCUCGGAGAGCUAGAAGCAGAAGCGGUUUAUCAAGCGCGUGACUAUCACGAUCGCAUAGUUUCUCUGAUGGAGCAGCUCUCACACGCGCAGAGCCUCUUGCAGGAGGUCAUUCCUCCAUCUUCAACCUAA
This is a messenger RNA of Vicia faba (fava bean), 336 nucleotides long. The record is from the annotation of a GenBank genome assembly. Lineage: Eukaryota; Viridiplantae; Streptophyta; Magnoliopsida; Fabales; Fabaceae.